UUGCAAUUUUACGUGUCAAUGCAUGGGCAACUUAUAACACAUCAAAGACUCAGAAAUACAGGCAUUCGCGCCGUAUGACCCCUUUAAAACGAGAACGCCACAAAUUGUUAAACUAUUUUACAAUAAACACUGCCAUAUUCCAGUAAAAAUGGCAUUGUACUUUUAUUUUACUGGGACCACACUUAAAAUCUCUAUAUUUCAUUGGAUGAAAUUACAGAUAUUUUGUUUAUUUUAAGGACAGAUACAAAUAAGCUUUUAGAGUCUCAAACAAAAGAUUAAAGAUAUAGCGUAACUCUGACAGUUCAGACACACAAAAAAUGAUGUUCAUGCUUAACUUUCCCGAUCACCCCGUGUCAACAUUUGCGCUAAAUCGCUGAUAAAAACCUCAAGCAAUUUCCAUGCAAAUGUCUCCAAGUUUGCGAUUAUGUUUUCUAACCUCAUACACUCCGAGUGUGACUCAAAUGUCCGUUUCGGAGCCACAAUGUUUCACAAACUUCACUCUGCCGGACAUUCCCCACAGCAAACCGGUCCGGAUAUAUUUAUAGACCGCAGACAGUUUGGGACAGAAGGGGGGUGUCUGACACAUCUGCUGAAUAUCUGCUAGACUGCGGGGUCAGCCCAAGGUUAAAGCCUCUUCAAUGCCUGCCUUGACUGCUCGUGGCUGGCACUAAUGAGAGUGUGUGUGUGUGUGUGUGUGUGUGUGAGAGAGUGUGUAAUUCUAACCGCUACACACACACGCGCAGUUCUCUCUCUCUCACCACUGCCAUUGUCAGCGCCAGCCUCCCUCCCACAGCUCGUGUCUGUCUGUCUGGAGCUGCUCCCCUCUCGGAGGAGGGAGGUAGGGACGCGAGGAGGUGGGGUGUGAGCCCGAGACAGUCACGGAAAGCCAUUCUUCUGAAUGAACGCGAGACGAAAAGACCGUCAGGAUGCGGGGAACGUAUUUACCCUAGACGAACAGCAGCGAACGCGAGCGACGAUGGCAUGAAGCGCGAGCGAACCGAGAGGCCGACACCGACUGCUGCCGUGAACGUGUCCGUCAGUGCGUGCGAGGGCCGCGGCCGGCGGCUCUCUCGCCCCCGUCCCGUCACUUUCCCCGAGCCUCCAUGCGAAACAUCACGGUCCCGGACAGCAGCUCCAGAAACAACAACGCCAACUCCAAUGACACAUGCUCCUGCAACUGCACCCUAUCCCAGCCACAGGGAAUGGAUAUAUGAUGGCUGUGCAUGGCCAACAGACAGUUUGGUGACGCAACAAGGAGCCACAGAGGUGAUGUACGGGCCACGGAGCGGAGAACGCUUCAACACACCAUUUAUGCAAAGGGACCGAUUCAGCCGCUUCCAGCCCACCUACCCGUACCUGCAGCAGGACAUCCACUUGCCACCCACCAUCUGCCUGUCGGAUGGAGAAGAGCCGCCGCCCUACAAGGGCCCCUGCACGCUGCAGCUUAGAGACCCCGAGCAGCAGCUGGAGCUAAGCCGCGCGUCCGUGCGAGCGCCUCCCAACCGGACCAUUUUCGACAGCGACCUGAUAGACGUUUACGUGCACGGAGGCGGGCCGCGGCCCCCUAGCAGCAACUCUGGGAAGAGUGCCUCGAACUCGCACGUGGAGGGCCCGCCGCCCACCUAUAGUGAGGUGAUGGGUCAGACGUAUCCAGGCUCCGCCGCCUCCUUGCACCAGCACAGCAAUAACGCACCACCCUCCAACCAGAGGACAGCCAGCCGCUCGGCCCAACCUGCCGCAAGCACAACACUGUUCGUCAAGGUUAAGGAGGGCCGGCGGGACAAACCCGUGUGACUAGAAGGCGCAGAGAGUGGCUGAUCCGUCGCCCGCACUCUCUGGCACCGCCUCCUGGAUUUCAAAGGGGUGGUUGCUCGGCUUACGGCACACUCCCCUUGCACAAUUUCGAAAUGACAAUUGAGGAACCAAGCUUACAAAGUUUAUUUUUUUGUGUAUUAUUUGGUUUCUGUUCCUUGCUAGAACUUGGGGCUUGUGUGGAUAUUUGGGCUCCUUGGCUAAAUCGUUUUGUACGCUCUCUUGUAUUUAAAGAAAAGGUGUGUCGGCACAGAAGGUUUGCGCGAGAGACCGGUCAUAGGAUUGAGAUAUUAACUGUUUGUUUGUGCAUUUCCAGGACCCGUGCACAAAAAUCGAGUGCCAUGAGAAAAUCUUAAAUUUUGGGGACGUGACUCACAACAACGACAUCAAAGAGUCUUUGCGUUGUACUUGUUCUUUUGACACAGCAGACACGAUCACCCUUAGUUACUUUUGAUACGUCAGCGCACAGGUAUUCUUUGACUUACCUGGAACUUUCUUUUCAUGGUUUUCUGAAAUGGAGACGCAGAACUCUGAUCCAGCCUAUAACCUCCAGAAAGGAACUGCGUCAUGGCACUUAUUUACGAAAGGGGUUUAGCAAACGGUUCCAAUUCCAGAUCAUUUUCCACUGACCAAGCGAGAGAUAUUGGCACGGACGACACAUACGCCACUUUCAUCCUGUCGAGUAGCACUUUAAACUUGCGUCACUUCAGCAUUGUCAUGGGGUCCAAGUGCAAGGGAAUCAUGGGAACUUUAGUCUUAUGCACAUCCCCUGUCCCCUCCUGAAUGAGCGUGUCAUAUCUCGUGUUUGUUUACUAUUUUAAACCGCAAAAAGCAUGCAUAUAAUUUUCCAGUUAUCCAUACUAUGCUUUGGUUGACAAUCGUAUACGGAUCUCAUAUUUUCGUUUCUUAGCCUCCUGGAAUGCCCUUUUUUUCCGUGGCACCACAGGAACACGGUUUAGCCUGUCGUUUGCUGACACAAGUAUUUAUUCGUUGUCCACAUCCACGUUUUUUUCUCAUCACCACAUGGCACGCAUUGGGAAUGCUCUCAGACACGCCAUCUGUUUUUGGCCUUCACUUUAGAAAGUCCCGUAGAAAAACCGGGCCAUUUAUUUAUUAACUAGCUAUUUAUUGAAGGUAUCAGUUUGAGAGGUUAAUUGGUCGACGUGGGUGGGAAAGCCAUUUUCUCCUGUUCGAUACCAUUCCCACCCCUUUGGAAAGAUGUCCAUCCGGUGUUAUCCUGCUUCGGCUCUGCUUGCCGUCACUUAUUCUGACCGCACGGUUUGAGUUUGUACUGUAUCGCUGCUGCUACGCGCUGCUACUGCUACUGCUGCUGCUCUUUGUUCGGUGUGUCCCCAUAAUCCCCAUUACUUUAUAUUUGCUUACCGACCGCCACUUACAUACUUGUGCUUUUAGUUCGCUUUAGUUCUUGGUUAACUUGGUCGUCGUAGGAAAACAAAUGGAAAUUUAUUUGUACGUUCGCAGCCGAGAGGUUGGCACGUUACUAUUUCCAUGAGUGAAUUCGGUGCCUAACAGUGAUGUUAAAGCAGACAUAGAAACCCACUUGCACUCAAAAGUCCCCACCUUUGUUGUGCCUCACUUCCUAUGGUGCUUCUUUCAGUAGUCGAACUCUGUUUAUUUGUACGGUGCUGUAUAUAACUUGAAUAUAUUAUGCACAUAUCCUACCCAAUGGGUAGACAACCACAAGAAAGCUUUGUUAAUACUGUAAUAUAUUGUAUAGAUGAUAAUAUUAAAAAGAGAAAUUUAACAAGGUGGCAUCAAGUUUUGUGAAUGCCUUCAAUUGUGCUUUGUCUUUUUUGUAAAACAGAGUAACGUUUGCAAAGAGAAAUGCUACAUUAUGGUCAUAUAUAAAUACAACAAAAAUACUUCUUAUAUUUUUUUCCUAUAUGGUAAAAUGCAAAUCUGUUAUGUGAUGAAACGAAUAUAAAGCAGUUAUAUAAAGGAGAACUAGCUGCUGCUUUUGUAACUUCCAGAGAGCGACUUAUAAAUGCCAGCGCUUGUCAUUUUAUUUAUUUCAAGUUUGUUUUGUGACUGCUAGCUGUUUGGACUUGUUAUAACCACGCUCGGUCGAUCGCAGAAAAUAACCUGACGUGACAUAAUUGUAUCCUAGUUAACAAAAAAUAAAUGGAGCAGAUUCUCUUUCCAAGGUUUGGUGUCGGGGUGAGGCUUUUUGGUUGUAGGCCGACCUGACGAGAGAGGAUUUGGGCGAUGCAUUUUGGAUAUCAUUUUGUUUCUUUCUUUCUACACAUAGUCAAGUGAGUGAUAUAUACAGUAUAUAUAUAUAUAUAUAUAUAUAUAUAUAUAUAUAUAUACACACAGUAAAAGAGCAUCAGAUGCCCAUAGCCGAAUGUUACUGCAUGUUCAUUUGCUCAUUUUCCUCGGUCGCCGCAUCUACAGGCUCCUCUCCAGGAAGUCGCUGUGUUCCCUGUAUGUGCUCGAACGAAUAAACGGGUGAAUGACUGAGAAAUGGUGUGGGUCGGUUCUUCUUCUUCUGUGGAUCUGAAAUUUUGAUUCAUCUGAAAUCCACAGCAAUGUUCGGCGCCGGCCUUGACAUCACAUCACAUCACAAGACCGUAUGACCUGGACUGUAAACUUUUCCACUUUUUUUUACAAGAGAAAAACAGUUAAGUGAGCGAGGAACACUGCUGUCCUUAAGCCUUUUAUUUUUGUUGUUCUGUUAUUUAAGUCAUUGUGAUGUCAGCGGUUUUCAGUUUGAGGUCUGUUAAUUGCAAUACUUUUACAGGAAAAAAGGUGACUGAAAACUCUUUUAAAAAUCAAUAAAACAAUAAAACUA
Triplophysa dalaica is the source of this 4624-nucleotide messenger RNA. RefSeq names its product low density lipoprotein receptor class A domain containing 4a (gene ldlrad4a). Gene Ontology annotation, molecular function: R-SMAD binding. Gene Ontology annotation, biological process: negative regulation of transforming growth factor beta receptor signaling pathway. The record is from RefSeq and is a predicted model, not a curated record. The transcript is spliced from 3 exons. Lineage: Eukaryota; Metazoa; Chordata; Actinopteri; Cypriniformes; Nemacheilidae. Gene Ontology annotation, cellular component: Golgi membrane; early endosome membrane. Bases 982 to 1794 code for a protein of 270 amino acids.